This is a messenger RNA of Epithele typhae, 591 nucleotides long. RefSeq lists its product as uncharacterized. NCBI's taxonomy places the organism in Eukaryota, Fungi, Basidiomycota, Agaricomycetes, Polyporales, Epitheliaceae. The record is from RefSeq and is a predicted model, not a curated record. The transcript is spliced from 2 exons. Bases 1 to 591 code for a protein of 196 amino acids.
AUGCUCAACUUCCCAAACCUCGAGCAGUUCGGCGUCUUUCUCUACCACUCGUUUCAUCCAACCAUCGACGACGGGACCCAUCAGCGCACGCGCGAGCUCCUGGACGCGCUUGCCUCGUGCUCACGCCUGCGUUCCCUCCACAUCACCCACGGCGAGCCAGAGACCCGUCCCUUCUACUCUCUGCGCCGACCUGUCCUGUCCAGCGCCCGUGUCGACCUCCUCCGCGACCACUUCUCCCGCACACCACCCGCGCACCCCCAUCUCGAGGAGCUCAAGAUCACGAUCACUUACUGGGCCAAGGACGUCGAACGGGCGUGGGCCGCCGUCAUCUCGCAGCUCGCGGCCGCACUCUGCGACCGCGCGCGGUACCCCGCCUUCCGCCGCCUCUGCGUCUGCAAGGCUGUCGCCUUCGAUCGCACGCCGGGACCCCACGAUCCCGAUCUGGAGGCGGCGCGCAGGAUCUGCUCCCGCUUGUUCUCGGGCUUCGCGGUGCCGGGCGUGGAGGUCGUCGUGGAGGCAAAGGUCUUGUUUGGCGAGUUCGCUGAGAAGGAAGAUUUCGGGUUGGAUCCGGGUGUCCCUGACGGCCGAUGA